This is a messenger RNA of Adineta steineri, 642 nucleotides long. Lineage: Eukaryota; Metazoa; Rotifera; Eurotatoria; Adinetida; Adinetidae. The record is from the annotation of a GenBank genome assembly.
AUGAACGAUCCGCAUAGCAAACAAUCUUCUCACCAGGACCGUACAGAUCAUGAUGUACAACUCAAAGAUACGAAUCGAUUAUCGCUACAAAUUACUCAACCAAUAUCCUUCCACUCCAAUCUGUCGGUUCACUUUGGAAACAUAUUAGAAGUUGAUGCAGACUGUAUUGUAAACGCUGCUAACGAAGGCCUGUUAGGCGGUGGAGGCAUUGAUCAUCUUAUUCACCAGAUUGCAGGUUCAGAACUCGCACAGUUCUGUUCUAACCUACCGACCGAUUCUCAAGGAGCCCGCUGUACUGUUGGACAUUCUGUGAUUACACCAGGUUUCAUGUCGAAAUAUAAAUUUAUCAUUCACACUGUUGGUCCUUAUCUUGAUGAGCAAAAUCGAACACAACCGAAAUUACUGGCUGAUUGCUACAGUACAGCAUUCAAAUUAGCUGUAGAUAAUGAUUGCAAAAGUAUCGUCUUCCCAACUAUUGCCACCGGAUUCUACGGCUAUCCGAUGCUGGAAGCUGCGCAAAUUGCUGUCGGAACCCUAAACGCGAUGUUGGAACAGCAAGAAACAGAUUAUUCAAUCAAUGUUUAUAUUACUGUAUUUAAUGAUUUAGAACAACAAAUUUGGAAAAAACUACUGAAUAAAUAG